UGCAGCAAAACGCAAUUCUGAUUGCCGGGGCAAUGCCAAACCCCUCCUGCAAACUAAUAUCAGGAACCUUGCAUGGUGAAUUUUGUUUAACAGGGAAAAGGGCCGGUGUUUGUGUUCAGGGGUCUGUGGCUCUGAGUGGCCGGCCGCCUCCUAAAAUUCCAGACAGCGCACGAUGUGUCCCAGACCCAACCUGCUCCCACCUCAAACUUGUGCUGCCCUGACAGUCCUAAGCGCGCCCUGCAAACUGAGAUCAGGAACCUGGGGUGGUGAAUUUUCUUUCACGAUUUCCGUGGGGAUGACACAGCUGGAGCUGCGGGCGCUACCGGCCGGGCCGGGUCCCCGGAACCGGCACGACGCUGCGAGCUGCUGUUCCGCCCCUGGCCACCCUCGUGUCCGUCAGAGCGCGCUGCGCGUGGCAGGGUUCACGGGUCGCUGUCCUUCGGCCGCCCCGUUCCUGCCAUGCAGGGGGCAGCUGCGCCAGGAACGAGCUCUCCUGAGCCAGGCAAGUGUAAAUUCCUUUGGGUCUUCCGAUGUCUCUGAUCUAGUGCUGUGCUGUCACCAAGCCAACUCAUUCUGAUUUUAAGCUGACAGGUGCGGUGGCCAUGGGGCGAGGAGGGGUGCCAAACAAAACCCAAUUAUCUGUAAAACAGAACCAUGCCGGGUCUUGGAGUUUCUGCAGCAGUACCUCCUUCCCUACAUGAGAGCUGCCUCAGCUUGGGCGAGUGUGCAAAUAUCCAGCUGUUCCUGAGGAUGAGGCAUUGCAGAAAGCAGAGCUUGUGUCAGUGCUUCUUUAAACCCUUCUAAUAUAAAAAUACAUUAAAGCAGAAGCAUUUGAGGAAAUAACGUACAAAAAUAGGGGUACCCAUUGCAAGCAUAUGUAUAAGCUGUCUUUCUUUAAAGAUCCACAUUAAUGGACAUUUUGUGGAACCACUCUGAGGGCAGUGUCCAGAAAGCUUUGUUAACCCCUUGUCUUCCACUGGUUGGGCAGCGUCUGACCCCAGUGCUUGAGGGCUGUGUGGAGAUUCCUCCCUGGAGUGGGGUCACUCCUUGAAGAUGAGCCACAAAGAUUUGAUCAUUGGACCAGCCUCUGCAGGUCUGGUACAUGGAAAGCCCAGAGACACUGAAGUAUCCCACUCAAGCAGCCAAAUGUUAACAACCUCUCCAAAGCCUAAUUUGCCUUUGAUAUAGACUUAAUUGUUUGCGACACCUACUGGGCUGGGGAAGGGCUAUAAAAUGGCCUGCAACCAUUGUCUGAGGCAGAAGAGAGUCCAGGAACAGCUCCCUCUUCCAGUGUUCCUCACUCAGCACAAGUGACAACCUGAGCAUCAUGCAACUGGUGGCCAGCCUGGUGUCCCUGCUGCUGCUGGUGUGGAGCAUGAGAGCCACGGCACUGCCCGGGGAAGAGAGACUGCAGAGCACCAGGGAACGGAGUACAGUCCGCAAGGGUGUCAUCCUGAAGAUGCUGGCAGGCCUGCUGGACAGUGUGGAUGCAGGGAGCGAGGCAGCCUUCUCAGAUGUGGAGGAGAAGGGCAAGCUGGAGGAGGACCGGGCAGUGCUGGGGCAGCUUGCCCAGCUCUCACAGCGGGACCGCAAGGUGCCCUGCAAGAACUUCUUCUGGAAAACCUUCACCUCCUGCUAGUGCCACCCAGCCUGGCCUUGCCAGCCUGCAAACACCUUCCCCACAACUCAUCUUCCUUGUCCACCCAGUUCCUUCUCUGUGCCCUGCACCCCUCAGAAUAAAGCAUAGC
Molecule: messenger RNA, 1748 nt
Organism: Vidua chalybeata
Lineage: Eukaryota; Metazoa; Chordata; Aves; Passeriformes; Viduidae
Gene: CORT
Product: cortistatin
Exons: 4
Coding region: 1328-1639 (103 amino acids)
Biological process (GO): regulation of cell migration
Cellular component (GO): extracellular region
Molecular function (GO): hormone activity
Source: RefSeq, a predicted model, not a curated record